AUGGAGAGCCAAUUGGCUCAAAUUGCACAACAAGUUGGAAGUUCAUCCUCCAAUCCUAGCGGUCACUUUCCAAGCUCAACGGUAGUGAACCCAAAGGAGAAAGCUAAGGCUAUUACUUUGAGAUCGGGAAGAGGCUAUGAGGGCCCGGUUAUGAGUGAAGAGGAGCCACAAAAGAGAGAUGAGGGAGUUGUGGUGAGAAGUGAGGAUGAUUUUGAAAAUGAAGUAGUUGAAGUUAAGAAAAAAGAACAACAAAAGAGUGAUGAGGAAGCCACAAAGAGAUAUGAGGGAGAUGAAGGAAGCGUAGAAAAGCCCCCUAUGAGAGUAUAUAAGCCCCCCAUUCCGUUUCCUCAUAGAAUUGUAGAGAAGAAGUUGAAUGAGAAGUUUUCAAAAUUUCUUGAAGCCAUGAGAGGACUUCAAGAUCUUCUAUCCAACAAGAGUAGGCUUGAAGAGAGUGCAACCAUCUCCCUUCUUAAGGAGGUGAGUGCAAUCAUUCAAAACAAGCUUCCCCAAAAGCUUGGUGACCCCGCUAGCUAUGCAAUACCGGUGAAGAUUGGAGAUUUGGAAGCUAUGGAUGCUUUAUGUGAUCUUGGGGCAAGUGUGAGCUUGAUGCCCUAUUCUAUUGCAAAGAGCUUGAAAGUUGGAGACUUGAAACCAACAAGAAUGUCCUUACAACUAGCCGACCGCACGGUUAGGCUACCUUUGGGGAUUCUUGAAGAUGUGCCGGUUCAAGUUGGAAGAGUAUUUGUGCCAUGUGAUUUUGUAGUAAUGGAGAUGGAAGAAGAUUCAAGAGUACCCCUCAUUUUGGGGAGACCAUUUUUAAACACCGCGGGAGUGAUGAUUGAUAUGAAAGAAGGAAGAUUGACUUUGAAUGUGGGAGAUGAGAAAAUUUCAUUUUCAUUCUCACAAACUUUGAAAAAGCCAUUGAUUGAUGAGGUUCAUAGAAUUGACACAUUGGAGAGGGACUUAGAAGAGUUCCGGGAAAUAUUGUAUGAAAGUGAUCCUUUACAAGCCACCUUAACGGGAAGCUUAGUUGAGGAGGGUGAAGAAGCAAAGGGGUAUGAUCUCUUACUCAACCAACCUUUGGUCCAUGAUGUGAUGAAAUUUGAUGUGCUUAACGUGGAGGCAAAAGAGGAGAGGACUACGCCUCCUCCUAAGGUUGAACUUAAACCCCUUCCCCCUCUACUUAAAUAUGCUUUUCUUGAUGAUAGUGAGAGUUAUCCCGUUAUUGUCAAUGCUAAGCUCGAUGACACCUCUCUUGAGAAACUCCUAGUUGUUCUAAGGGAGUAUAGAGAUGUCAUUGGGUACAAAAUUGAUGACAUUAAGGGGAUAAGUCCCACCAUUUGCAUGCAUAAAAUUCUACUUGAUGAUGAUCAUGCUUCCUCGAUUGAGCACCAAAGAAGGCUCAAUCACAACAUGAAGGAAGUGGAGAAAUGUCAUUUCAUGGUAGAGGAGGGUAUUGUUCUUGGUCAUGUGAUUUCUAGUAGGGGCAUUGAGGUAGAUCGUGCGAAGAUUGAAGUAAUUGAGCGCCUCCCACCCCCUACAAAUGUGAGGGGAAUAAGGAGCUUUCUUGGACAUGCGGGUUUUUACCGCCGGUUCAUAAAGGAUUUUUCAAAAAUCGCAAAGUCGCUCACUCAAUUGUUGGUAAAAGAUGUCCCUUUUGUGUUUACUAAUGAUUGUUUGCUAGCAUUUGAUAGGUUGAAGGAGGCCUUGAUUUCGGAUCCUAUCAUUCAACCCCCUAAUUGGGAGCUUCCUUUCGAGCUUAUGUGUGAUGCUUCGGAUUUUGCCGUUGGGUCCGUUCUUGGACAAAGGAAAGACAAGAAGCUCCAUGCUAUCUAUUAUACUAGCAAAACAUUGGAUGAGGUCAUAGUCUUCACCGACCAUGCGGCCUUGAAGUACCUCUUGUCCAAGAAAGAACCUAAGCCAAGAUUGAUACGGUGGGUCUUGCUCUUGCAAGACUAUGAUAUUGAGAUUAGAGACAAAAAGGGUGCCGAAAAUGUGGUGGCCGAUCAUCUUUCACGGUUGCCUAUCUUCGUAGGUGGUCUUGAUAACUUGCCAAUUGAUGAUUCAUUUCCGGAUGAUCGACUAUUUGCUAUCCUUCAAGCACCGGCACCAUGGUUUGCGGACAUUGCAAACUACUUGUCUUGCUCUAUUCUUCCUCCCGACCUCACCUAUCAACAAAAAAGGAAGUUUCUUCAUGAUGUUCGUCAAUACUUUUGGGACGACCCUUGCUCUUUAAACAAGGUGUUGAUGGCCUUUUUAGAAGGUGUGUCCCGGAUGAUGAGAUUGAAAGUGUUAUCACAAUGUGUCACUCCUCACCUUGCGGAGGGCAUAUGA
Molecule: messenger RNA, 2334 nt
Organism: Chenopodium quinoa (quinoa)
Lineage: Eukaryota; Viridiplantae; Streptophyta; Magnoliopsida; Caryophyllales; Amaranthaceae
Exons: 4
Coding region: 1-2334 (777 amino acids)
Source: RefSeq, a predicted model, not a curated record